This is a messenger RNA of Oppiella nova, 1170 nucleotides long. Lineage: Eukaryota; Metazoa; Arthropoda; Arachnida; Sarcoptiformes; Oppiidae. The record is from the annotation of a GenBank genome assembly.
AUGAAGUCAGAGGUCAGACAAAGGACUAGAGACACACCGAAGAACCCAAAUGACGGACCACUCGAUGGACACCACAAUGACAAGAAACACUCGGCCAAGAGGUCACCGAAAUUGGGAUCAAAUGCAUGUGUGAAGAGUGGUGUGAAGAAUAUCUUGAAAUGGGGUUUAAUAGUAUUAAUGGUUGUAUCCGUCAUAGUCUUCAUCUUGUCUCCAAUAGUCUUCAGAUACUCAUUAACUAUCCGAAGACUCUUAGUGUUUAUGAAUUACAUAAACAUUCCUCUCUUCAAGAACUUAAGUGAUCCGAUCAAUGAGUUUGAUAUGAAUUGCACUCAAAAUAUAUACUUAACUAAUGAAGACGUGAAUCAAACCAUCCGUUUAGGCGUUUGGCAUAUAUUGCCGAAGAGUCGCAACGAUGAGUGUCUUGAAGGCAAGCAUUUGGUGGACCCGUCUGUGGCUUUCAAUGACAAUCGACCCGUUUUUCUGUAUCUUCACGGAAACGGCGGCGCAAGAGGUGGUCAUCACAGGAGACAGUUGUAUGAAGUGCUGACGACGUCGAGUCAAUUGGACGCACAUGUCGUCACUUUUGACUACAGAGGAUACGGAGACUCGACUAAUGUGUGGCCAACAGCUGACGGCCUCCGCAGUGACGCCAAUACUGUCUACUAUUGGCUCUUAAAUCAGACGCAUAUCCAUAAGAACCGAGUGAUAGUUUGGGGCCAUUCGUUGGGAACCGCAGUCUCCGUGCGAUUCCUGAGUCAACUGCCGGUCGCAGACAAUCCUCGGGCACUCGUAUUGGAAGCGCCGUUCACUUCGAUCGGCGAGGCUCUCAAAUGGCACCCCUUUUCUAUUAUCUAUCGGAACUACUUUCCAUUCUUUGACACAUUCUUCGUGGAUCCGAUAGUCAACUCGGAUGUGACAAACUUCGACAGCACUUCAGCCCUGAAUCGGAUCCAAAUACCACUGCUUAUACUUCACGCUCAAGACGAUGGAAUAGUGCCCUUCCAUUUGGGACACAAACUAUACGAACAGUCACUCAGAGAUCAGCCCAAGAGUUGCAAGAGAGCACAAAUGAUUGCCUUCAAUGGACAGUAUGGUUACGGACAUAAAUACAUAUUCAAAGAUUUACAAUUGCCACAGAUUAUCCACAAUUUUAUCGCAUCCAAUGAAUGA